AUGUUUUCGCUUACCUUCUUCAUCCUCUGCCACGUCCUUCUGGUCCUGCACCCCAACCUCGGCGACACUCAGGCCAUGCUCAAGACCGUCAUCUACAUCCUCGGCCGGUUCUCCGUCAUCCUCUUUCUCGACGUCGCCAUCCGCUGCAUCGUCAAGAUUUUUGCGUUCGUUCGGUCAUGGUUCCGCCGCAAUGCCACUGCCGCUCGUGACUGGCCCAAUGCCACGGAGACGCUGCUGGUCAUCAACAUCGGCGAGAUGGAAGCACGUGUUUCUCAGUCGGACGCCGCCGUCGAUGAUGUCCUUACUUCCGCUGCCCCUGCUCCCGAGCCCGCGCCUGUUCCAGAGCCCGUCAUUGUUGAGCGCGGCCGUGCCACAAACGCUGCCGAGCUCCAGCAGGAGGUCCGCCGUCUGAGAGAUGCACUCUUCGCCUUCGCUGUGAUGCGCAAUCGGGACGCCCAGCUGAUCGCUGCGAAGGACGCCGCGAUUAUUGCGAAGGAUGCUGAGCUCACUGCGAAGGACGUCGAGAUCGCUGCGAGGGAUGCUGAAGUCGCCGCGAAGGAUGCCAUUAUUGCUACACUCUCGGACGAGAAGCGUGCUCGCGACGAUGAUCUUGCGGCUGCCCGCGCCGACAACGCUCAGUUGCGCAAGGACAGGGACUAUUGGCUCUCUCAACACAUGGGAGCCCAUCUGCAGCAGCAAUAUCUCAAGAAGCAGCAGCUCGACGCCGAGGAGAAGAGCGCCAGGAUGACUGAGGAAAUUGCUGCGCUGGAGGACGAGAUAUACGACCAACGCGACGAGAUCCACAAUCUCACGGGCGACAACUUGCAGAUGGCGGCCGCCCAUUGCAACCUCCUGUUGCAGGUCGAUGGCUUGACGGAGAUCAACCAGAACCUCAAAAAGCAAGUUUGUGGUCUGCAGAGUCUUAACCGCAGCCUUCAGCAGAAGGUUGGUAGCCUGAACCGUCAGGCCGAGGACCUGCAGCGCGGCAUUGAAAAAUUGAACGCUGGUCAGCUCCUUUUGUUGAUGCUGCAAGACGAUAUCAAAUGGAAGAGGCUGAUACGAGUGGAACCCCCGGCGACGGCUGCCCCUGCUUCCCCCGCUUCCCCUGCUGCCUCUGCUGCCUCUGCUGCCUCUGCUACCCCUGCUGCCCCUGCUAUCCCUGCUGUUCCUGCUAUCCCUGCUGUCCCUGCUGCGUCUGUUCCCAACGUUCAGACCGGCUCGCCCUCAUCGCCUAGGCCCCUAUCGAUGGCUUCCGGCGUCCGCCGUAAGGCCUGCAUCUUCUCAGACCCACCGAACGCCGCCGCGCUCACUCCCCCCGCCUCAUUCUCCCACCUCUUGUGCUUGCCGAUCGCCAGUGAGGAGAACACCCUUCCCUCGUCUACAUGUCAUGCGCCAGGACCCGAGUGUUAUACCACAUCGACAUUGACCAAGGCAUCCUCAUCGCCAACGGCGCGCUCGCAAUCAAAGCCCCAGCGCAUCGACCCUUGCUCGACGUUUGCUGCACAAAGUUGCAGACCCGGCCGUGGGGCCGGGGUGGGCGCCGGGUCGAUCUUCUCGACCCGGGGACUGCAAGGGUGGACGGGCGCCUGCCUCUUGGUCGGGGUGGGCGUUCGUGAGCAGCACCGGUUCGCGUGCUCGCACGAAGGCUAUGAUACACGCCUCACGAGUAUGCUUCAGCGGUUUUUCUCUUGCCUCCGCGUGCAAUACCGCGCCCACAGUUCAAACCCCCUCGGAUCGACCCUUGCGCGACGAGCGGCUGCAACAGUGUUGCAGACUUGGCCAAAGGGCCAAGGUGGUCCCGGGCUUGAGCACGAGUACUCGGUACUCAGCCUCGCCCGGGGACUGUGA
Molecule: messenger RNA, 1848 nt
Organism: Schizophyllum commune H4-8
Lineage: Eukaryota; Fungi; Basidiomycota; Agaricomycetes; Agaricales; Schizophyllaceae
Exons: 5
Coding region: 1-1848 (615 amino acids)
Source: RefSeq, a predicted model, not a curated record